AUGAGUUCAGACGAGAAGGGCGUCUCCCCUGCUCACAAAACCUCCACUCCGACACACAGAAGUGCCUCCUCUUCAACGUCCUCCCAAAGAGAGAGUAGACAGAGCUCCCACGUACUGGAAAGGACUGCUUCCUCUGGCACCGAGGCCUCCAUAAGUCGGCAAUUGCUGGAACCGGAGCCAGUCCCCAUCUCCAAGGAAGCUGACAGCUGGGAAAUUAUAGAAGGGUUGAAAAUAGGCCAAACCAAUGUCCAGAGACCAGACAAAUAUGAAGGCUUUAUGCUGAAGAAAAGAAAAUGGCCUUUAAAAGGCUGGCACAAGCGCUUUUUUGUCCUGGAUAAUGGAAUGUUAAAGUAUUCAAAGGCACCACUUGAUAUUCAAAAAGGGAAAGUCCAUGGAAGCAUCGAUGUCGGACUCUCAGUCAUGUCUAUUAAAAAGAAAGCUCGGAGGAUAGACCUGGACACAGAAGAGCACAUCUAUCAUUUGAAGGUGAAAUCCCAGGACUGGUUUGAUGCAUGGGUCUCCAAACUGCGCCACCACCGCCUGUACCGGCAGAAUGAGAUUGUGAGGUCACCAAGAGAUGCCAGUUUUCAUAUAUUUCCUUCAACCUCCACAGCUGAAUCCUCACCAGCUGCUAAUGCUUCUGUCAUGGAUGGGAAGGUGCAACCAAACAGCUGUUCAUGGCAGUCCCCCUUGCCAUGCAGCAACAGCCUCCCUGCCACCUGCACCACCGGCCAGAGUAAAGUGGCAGCCUGGUUACAAGACUCGGAAGAAAUGGACAGGUGUGCCGAAGACCUUGCACACUGCCAAUCAAACCUUGUGGAACUUAGCAAACUCCUGCAAAAUUUGGAAAUACUUCAGAGAACUCAAUCAGCACCCAACUUUACUGACAUGCAGGCUAACUGUGUAGAUAUUUCAAAGAAAGACAAGCGGGUCACAAGAAGAUGGAGAACAAAAAGUGUCAGCAAAGAUACAAAAAUACAACUGCAGGAAGGGCCAUCUGUGAAGAGCCAGUUCGGCUCCACCCGGCGCCGGCAGAGGCUAGCAGCAGCAGUGGCUACAACAGUUCCUUUCAGUGCCACCAUGUCGCCGGUCCGCCUGCACUCCUCCAACCCCAACCUCUGUGCAGACAUUGAAUUUCAGACACCCCCUAGCCACCUCACUGACCCUCUGGAAAGUUCAACAGAUUAUACAAAACUUCAAGAGGAAUUCUGCCUAAUUGCACAGAAAGUUCAUUCCCUUUUGAAGUCUGCAUUUAAUAGCAUAGCUAUAGAGAAGGAGAAGCUUAAGCAGAUGGUUUCUGAGCAGGAUCACAAUAAAGGCCACAGCACACAGAUGGCACGACUCCGACAGUCACUGUCUCAGGCACUCAACCAGAAUGCUGAACUGAGGAGUCGGUUGAGCAGAAUACACUCAGAAUCUAUUAUUUGUGAUCAGGUUGUCAGUGUAAAUAUUAUCCCUAGCCCUGAUGAGGCUGGUGAGCAAAUCCAUGUCAGUCUCCCUCUGUCACAGCAAGUAGCAAAUGAGAGCCGCCUCUCCAUGUCAGAAUCUGUCUCUGAGUUCUUUGAUGCCCAAGAGGUGCUCCUUUCUGCAAGCUCCUCAGAGAAUGAGGCUUCAGAUGAUGAGUCUUACAUCAGUGAUGUGAGUGAUAAUAUCUCGGAAGACAACACCAGUGUUGCAGACAACAUUUCUCGGCAAAUCUUGAAUGGGGAGCUUACCGGAGGGGCCUUCCGAAACGGACGCCGGACAUGCCUGCCAGCUCCGUGUCCUGACACCAGUAACAUUAACCUGUGGAAUAUCUUGAGGAACAACAUUGGUAAAGACCUGUCUAAAGUGUCUAUGCCUGUGGAGCUAAACGAGCCGCUCAACACUCUGCAGCAUCUCUGCGAGGAAAUGGAGUACAGUGAGCUUCUGGACAAGGCUUCGGAGACCGACGACCCCUAUGAGCGCAUGGUUCUUAUUGCUGCAUUUGCAGUUUCAGGAUAUUGCUCUACCUAUUUCAGAGCAGGAAGUAAGCCAUUCAACCCUGUCCUCGGGGAGACUUACGAAUGCAUUAGAGAGGACAAGGGAUUCCGCUUUUUCUCAGAACAGGUUAGCCAUCAUCCACCCAUUUCUGCCUGUCACUGUGAAUCCAAGAAUUUUGUGUUUUGGCAAGAUAUCAGAUGGAAGAACAAGUUCUGGGGGAAGUCGAUGGAAAUCCUGCCUGUGGGAACGCUGAAUGUCAUGCUUCCAAAGUAUGGAGAUUGCUAUGUGUGGAAUAAAGUCACCACGUGCAUACACAACAUUCUCAGUGGGCGGAGGUGGAUAGAGCAUUAUGGAGAAGUAACCAUUAGAAAUACCAAAAGCAGUGUUUGCAUUUGCAAACUCACAUUUGUCAAGGUGAACUACUGGAAUUCCAACGUGAAUGAAGUCCAGGGGGUGGUGCUGGAUCAGGAGGGGAAGGUGGUGCACCGGCUGUUCGGGAAAUGGCACGAGGGGCUCUUCUGCGGCGUGGCCCCCUCCGCAAAGUGCGUCUGGAGGCCAGGUUCCUUGCCAACCAACUAUGAGCUCUACUACGGCUUCACCAGGUUUGCUAUUGAGCUCAACGAGUUAGACCCUGUGCUGAAGGACCUCCUCCCACCGACAGAUGCCCGGUUCCGGCCAGAUCAGAGAUUUUUGGAAGAAGGAAACCUAGAAGCUGCAGCAGCCGAGAAGCAGAGGGUGGAGGAACUCCAGAGAUCCCGAAGGCGCUACAUGGAAGAAAACAACCUUGAACAUGUACCAAAAUUUUUUAAGAAAGUGAUUGAUGCCAAUCAAAGAGAAGCCUGGGUUUCCAACGACACCUACUGGGAGCUGCGAAAGGACCCUGGGUUUAGCAAAGUAGACAGCCCUGUUCUCUGGUAA
This is a messenger RNA of Pipistrellus nathusii (Nathusius's pipistrelle), 2880 nucleotides long. The record is from the annotation of a GenBank genome assembly. NCBI's taxonomy places the organism in Eukaryota, Metazoa, Chordata, Mammalia, Chiroptera, Vespertilionidae.